AAUUUAACUCUUAAUAAUAGUUAUCAACUCAAUAACUCUCUAACUUUAUCACCAAACGCUUAUUGCCGUCUGCCUCUUGCGCUUUCCAACUGAAUCCGCAGACACGCGAAAGCCUGUUAAUGGACCGAGCAGCCAAGCUCUCAAAAGCCGUUUACCUGAAUUCCAACAAUCCCAAGCUAGCAUGGCUUCUCUUCAAGCGAAUCCUCUCUUCUCCUAUUGCUACUUCCUCUUCCUUCUUCAAAACCUCUCUUCAAUCUGUACCCAUUAUUGCCCGCAUCCUCAUCACUGCAAAAAUGCACCCACAGAUCGAUCACCUUCACCAACUCCUCUUGUCGCAGAACCGGGAUUUUGCUCAUCCAUCUGGCUUUGCACUCGUUCGAGUGUUGGCUGAUUUGGGUCUCUUCGAAAACGCCAUUUCUCAGUUUCGAUCGCUUCGAGCCAGGUUCCCUCAUGACCCUCCUCAUAUUUCUUUCUAUAAUCUUCUGUUUCGGUGUUCCUUGAAGGAGAGCCGUGUUGAUUGUGUGAUAUGGCUAUAUAAGGAUAUGGUUGUUGCGAGAGUUAAUCCACAGACUUAUACUUUUAAUCUGUUGAUACGUGCGCUUUGUGAAAUGGGGUACUUGGAGAAUGCACGGGAAGUGUUUGAUAAAAUGUCUGAAAAAGGGUGUAAGCCUAAUGAGUUUAGUCUUGGCAUUUUGGUUCGUGGAUAUUGUAGAGGUGGGCUCCAUUAUCGAGGGAUUGAACUUUUGGACGAGAUGAGGAGCUCUGGUGUUCUUCCUAAUAGAGUUGCGUACAAUACUGUGAUAUCUUCUCUUUGUGGAGAGGGUCAGAAUGGGGAGGCUGAGAAAUUGGUGGAAAGGAUGAGAGAAGUUGGUCUUUCUCCAGAUAUUGUAACUUUUAAUUGUAGAAUUGCAGCCCUCUGUAAAUCUGGGCAAAUUUUAGAAGCUUCGAGAAUUUUUAGAGAUAUGCAAAUAGAUGAUGAGUUGGGGUUACCGCAGCCUAAUACUGUAACAUAUAAUUUAAUGCUACAAGGAUUUUGUAAUGAAGGAAUGUUCGACGAAUCUAGGGCUCUCUUUGAUUCUAUGAAAAAAUCUGAAACUCUUUUGAGCUUGGAAAGCUAUAACAUAUGGUUGUUAGGUUUGGUUAGAAGUGGAAAGCUCCUUGAAGCUCGUUUAAUUAUUAAUGAGAUGGCAGAAAAGAGUAUAAAUCCCAAUCUUCACUCCUAUAACAUUUUGAUACAUGGACUUUGUAAAGUUGGAAUGUUUUCUGAUGCAAGAUCUAUAAUAGGCCUAAUGAGAGAGAGUGGUGUUGCUCCAGACAUUGUAAGUUAUAGUACCUUACUGCAUGGAUACUGCUGUAGAGGAAAGAUACUUGAAGCCAACUAUGUUCUUCGUGAAAUGAUACAGGUUGGUUGCUUUCCCAAUAUGUAUACUUGUAACAUCCUGCUUCACAGCCUGUGGAAAGAGGGGAGGGCAUCAGAGGCAGAAGAGUUGCUACAAAAGAUGAAUGAAAGAGGAUAUGGCUUGGAUAAUGUAACUUGUAAUACAAUGAUUAAUGGCCUCUGUAAAACUGGGAAUCUGGACAAAGCUAUUGAAAUAGUGAGUGGCAUGUGGACACAUGGCAGUGCUUCUCUUGGUAAUCUAGGGAACUCUUUUAUUGGUCUUUUUGAUAUUGGCAAUACUGGGAAGAAGUGUUUGCCUGACUCUAUCACAUAUGCAACCAUAAUAAGUGGGUUAUGUAAGGUAGGGCGGGUUGAUGAAGCAAAAAAGAAGCUUCUGGAGAUGAUUGGGAAAAAGCUAUCUCCUGAUUCACUAAUAUUUGAUACUUUCAUACAUAGUUAUUGUAAACAAGGGAAGUUGUCAUCUGCUUUUAGAGUUCUCAAAGAAAUGGAGAAAAAAGGUUGCAACAAGAGCCUUCAAACGUAUAAUUCACUGAUCCAGGGUUUAGGUGGUAAAAAUCAAAUAUUCGAAAUAUAUGGAUUGAUGGAUGAGAUGAGAGAAAGAGGAAUUUUUCCUAAUGUUUACACUUAUAAUAACAUUAUUAGCUGCCUAUCUGAAGGUGGAAAACUCAAAGAUGCCACUUGUCUUUUGGAUGAAAUGCUGCAGAAGGGGAUAGCUCCUAAUAUAUAUACAUUUAGAAUUUUAAUUGGAGCUUUCUUCAAGGCUUGCGACUUUGGAGCCGCUCGAGAAUUAUUUGAGAUAGCUUUAGGUCUAGUUGGCCAUAAGGAAUCCUUGUAUAGUUUUAUGUUCAAUGAGCUACUAGCUGGAGGUGAAACAUCCAAGGCUAAAGAGCUUUUUGAAGCUGCAUUAAAUAGAUCUCUAGCCUUGAAAAAUUUUCUUUAUAGGGACCUGAUUGAAAGGCUUUGCAAGGAUGGAAAGUUAGAUGAUGCCAGUUUCAUUCUUCAUACGAUGAUGGACAAACAGUAUAGUUUUGACCCUGCAUCAUUCAUGCCAGUGAUUGAUGGAUUGGGUAAAAGAGGGAACAAGCAUGCAGCUGAUGAAUUUGCAGAAAGGAUGAUGGAAAUGGCUUCAGAAACUGAUAUCAACCAACAUGAGAAUAAGAAUACUCGAGGAAGAUUGAAUAAUAAUGAUGAAAGCGAUUGGCGCAAAAUUGUUCACAGAAACGAUGGCAGUGGCAUUGCACAGAAAACUCUUAAGCGUGUGUUGAAAGGGUGGGGUCAAGGAAGUAUUUCAACUUCGCAGCCACAGAGAUUUAGCACACAUGAUUAUUGGGAUGGUGACGCUUAAAGUUUUCAAGUUCUUGAGGGACAGGCAAACAUGGAAACAUGCUAAAAUCUGCUGAGGAUUCAUAUCUUCAAGUUAGGGAGCCAAGGACAUCAGUACCUCAGCUGAGUAUCUGACCAUUAGCAACUGCCAAGUUACGAAAAAUAGAUGAUAAGUUCUCUGAAGUGUGAUGGUUUCACGAUGGGUUGCUACUGCCAGAUGAGCUUCCUAAAGUCUGCUGAGAAAUCCAUUGGACGCAGGGUCUGAUAGUUUGGCUGUGAGAUGGUCUAUAUAUUUCCUUAUACUCUUCAAGGUCUGCAUCACAUGUCAAGAGAACCCAUUCCCAUUGUCGCCGACAUACCUAAUAUAGACUCUUGUAUUAUCGUCUAUGUUGAAUCGUCUGGCAAUCUCUAGCUGCAAAUCUCUGAAACCUCAACUUGGGUGCAUGCUGAAGCCUUAACCUAAUUUCUUCUUCACCAAAA
Messenger RNA from Benincasa hispida (wax gourd), 3202 nucleotides. RefSeq names its product Pentatricopeptide repeat (PPR) superfamily protein. NCBI's taxonomy places the organism in Eukaryota, Viridiplantae, Streptophyta, Magnoliopsida, Cucurbitales, Cucurbitaceae. Gene Ontology annotation, molecular function: protein binding. The record is from RefSeq and is a predicted model, not a curated record.